AUGCCAGCAUUGGCAGGAAUUGGUUUUGGGGUCGACAUUGCUGGAGAGGAAUGUCGAGUGUUUUUGAGAUGUUUUGAGAUGAUACGGAAGGGAGUACGAGGUAGAUAUCGCUGGCGAGACGAAUGGCUACAUCGAAUCGAUCCGCAUUCCGAUGAGAAAAAGGUCAGGUAUGGUGGUGGUGACCAUGAGAUAUUGGUCGGAUAUGGUGUUAGUAUCCCCAAAGACGUCGUUGGUGGCGAGCGUCAGAUGGAGUUGAUACUGAGAGAGUUUGGAGUUGAUUGUGUUGGCAACGAAUAUCAAUGUCGAAAGAAUGGUGACCUUGAGAGAGAGGUCGGAUAUGGUGGUAUUGACCAUGAGGGAGAGGUCAAGUAUGGUGUCAGUGCACCCAAAGACGUCGCUGGCAACGAACAUCAAAUGGAUUUGGUACUGAGAGAGGUCAGCACCGUGAAGAAGUUGGUGCGUGGUGAAAUAAUCCCAAUCGAAAUCGCUGGCGACGAAUCUCCAAGGAAAGGAUUAUACCGCGAAGAAGUUAGAUGCGGUGGUAAAGUUCCUGCUAGACAUCGCUGGCGAUGA
This is a messenger RNA of Sclerotinia borealis F-4128, 573 nucleotides long. NCBI's taxonomy places the organism in Eukaryota, Fungi, Ascomycota, Leotiomycetes, Helotiales, Sclerotiniaceae. The record is from the annotation of a GenBank genome assembly.